Molecule: messenger RNA, 2398 nt
Organism: Trachemys scripta elegans
Lineage: Eukaryota; Metazoa; Chordata; Testudines; Emydidae
Gene: WTAP
Product: WT1 associated protein
Exons: 8
Coding region: 379-1569 (396 amino acids)
Biological process (GO): regulation of alternative mRNA splicing, via spliceosome
Cellular component (GO): nucleus
Source: RefSeq, a predicted model, not a curated record
AUGGGUUUGGAGCCUGCCACGGGAGGGGGGGAUGUCAGCAGGUACUGUGGGGGUAGCCCCGCGUUAGGCUUGCGGCCAAUAGCGCGGUGUCUUCUUGCGGACUAAAAUGGUUGGCUUUGUCUUCUUCCGCUCGAAGCCUCACUUCAGCAGGUGGUAUCCCUCCGCGUCUCCCCCCCCGAGCUCCGAUCAGAUGUUCGGCUGCCCCAUGCGAUGUCCGUUCAACUGUCAGGGUAACCGCCACAUAACAGGCGAGACGCCGUGGAAAGGCGGCGGCUCUGGGCCAGGACCCCGCAGGAAGGAGGAGGAGAGGCGCUUGGGAAGUAGUUCCGGCGCGGAGCCGGAGAAGGGAAGCUACUGCCGCGCCGCCGCCGGUUCACAAUGACUAAUGAAGAACCUCUCCCAAAGAAGGUUCGCCUUAGUGAAACAGACUUUAAGGUUUUGGGUAGAGAUGAACUGAUCCUAAGGUGGAAGCAAUAUGAAGCAUACGUACAGGCUCUGGAGGGAAAAUACACAGAUCUUAAUUCUAAUGAUGUAACUGGAUUGAGGGAGUCUGAAGAGAAGCUGAAGCAACAACAGCAAGAGUCUGCCCGAAGAGAGAAUAUCCUGGUGAUGAGACUGGCAACGAAGGAACAGGAAAUGCAAGAGUGUACUAAUCAGAUUCAGUACCUCAAGCAAGUCCAGCAGCCUAGCGUUGCCCAACUGAGAUCAACAAUGGUGGACCCAGCCAUCAACUUGUUUUUCCUAAAAAUGAAAGGUGAACUGGAACAGACUAAAGACAAACUGGAACAAGCCCAAAAUGAACUGAGUGCCUGGAAAUUUACGCCUGAUAGCCAAACAGGCAAAAAGUUAAUGGCGAAGUGUCGAAUGCUUAUCCAGGAGAAUCAAGAGCUUGGAAGGCAGCUGUCCCAAGGACGCAUUGCACAGCUUGAGGCAGAGCUGGCUUUACAGAAGAAAUAUAGUGAGGAACUAAAAAGCAGUCAGGAUGAAUUGAAUGACUUCAUCAUCCAGCUUGAUGAGGAGGUAGAGGGUAUGCAGAGUACCAUUCUAGUUCUCCAGCAGCAGUUGAAGGAGACUCGCCAGCAGUUGGCUCAGUUCCAGCAGCAGCAGUCCCAGGCCUCAGCCCCAGGUACCAGCAGGACUCCAUCUUCUGAGCCUACAGACCAGGGAGAGGCCAUGGGUAAAGACUGCAGCCGUCUGGCUAAUGGACCGAGCAACGGCAGCUCUUCCCAUCAGAGGACGUCUGGGCCUGGAUUUUAUAGGGAGGGUAGUGGCACAGAAGAUGACUUCCCAGCGUCUCCAGGGAAUGGUAAUAAGCUCUCCAACCACUCUGAAGAUAGAACUGUCAGAGGCGGUUGUAGCUACAUAAACCAACUAAGUACUGGGUAUGAAAGUGUAGACUCUCCCACUGGCAGUGAAAACUCACUCACUCACCACUCAAAUGACACAGACUCCAAUCAUGAUCCUCAAGAAGAGAAAACAGUGAGCAUGAAAGGUAACAGAACUGUGGGUUCUCGUCAUGUUCAGAAUGGUUUGGACUCCAAUGUAAAUGUCCAGGGUUCAGUUUUGUAACAUUUUUUUUUUCUGCAACACUUUUAUACAGUGUCAUUUAAAUUGGGAGAGGAUACUGUCCAGAAACCGUUUAAAUUAGUGCAUACUUGUCACAGUUUUGCCUUUUUGUGGGUUUUUUUGCUUCAAUACCUCUGCCACUUUGGAAAUUUUAACAGUUAAUUACGUUGAAUGUUGCUAAAAGGACAUUUGUGUAGGCUCAAGUUAUUUUUAUAUGAGUUAAUGUGAAGUUGAAAAUGGAAAUAAUUUCCACAAAGUAUAACAUAAAUGAUGUCUGUACAAAUCUGUGUAUAUCUAGAACCUGUGCUGUGUAAGGGCAUUCUUACUCAUAUUGUUAUAUUUACACCACAUUCAAAAUUUGUCAUACUAGCUGUGGGUUUAUGACUGCCAAGCUUGCCCAGUACAGUAGUUUUAUCACUAAAAGAUGGACUUGUUGAAGGAGUCCUGUAGUAGUUCCAGUGUUAAUUACAGUUUUUUCCACCAUACAUCUGUGCAUUUCUCCUUAGGUGACCGAAUGUUUAAGAAGUUUGUGUGCAUAGUUACUCAGUUUUAAGAACUGUUGUAUCCUGUUUAUGCAUAUUGCUCUGUGACUCCAAUAUUAUCUUACCUGUACUGACCAAACCUAAAUAAAGACUUUUAAUAAUGUAAUUUAUUUUAGUCUGCAUUGGUUUCAUAUGAUGUAUUUGUAUACAAUGCAUUUUUAUUGUACAUGUUUUCUGUUGGAUUAUUUGCCCACUACCAAUCUACAUAGUAAAAAAUCAUGCUGAAGACUCAAGUUUGAGACCUGUGGCAUUUUGUUUUUAAUAAAUAAAAAUAAGUUCUUGUAGUUUAA